Paramecium sonneborni is the source of this 770-nucleotide messenger RNA. The record is from the annotation of a GenBank genome assembly. Lineage: Eukaryota; Ciliophora; Oligohymenophorea; Peniculida; Parameciidae.
AUGUAUUUUUAAAAUGCAAGUCUUUAAAGUGAUUUAUAAUCAACCGAUUGGAGAGAAUAAACUUUUGAAUAGGAGGUUGAAUAGUGGGAUUUUAUUAAAAACAAGUUAGUGAAAAUACAAAUUCAAAUAAAUUUUACUAAAAAUCACUAAAUUGUAUAUUUAAAAGAUGGAGCAAUAAUGAGAAUGUAUAUGUUUUGUAAGUUAAAAAAGUGAAUAAAUUCAAGAUACCAUCAAGAAGCCAGAAAUAUUAAAGAAUCUGGAUCAAAUCCAAUAACUUACAUGGUAAGGUUAAUAUGGGUUGAACAAAAAGAAAAAUGGAAAAUGGAUAGCAUUUUGGGAUGGAGAAGUUUAUAUGAAAGUUGGAGGAUACUAUUUAGAGGGAUUAAAGCAAGGUUAAUGGAAAGAAAUAUUUGAAAAUUAUAUUUAUACAAAUGAUAGUAAAGCUAAGGUUUUGUAAAUUGGAGAAUACUCUUCAGGACUAAAAAAGGGUAAAUGGAAUUAUAUUUAAGACUCAAUUAAAAUGUAUGUAGUUAAAUAAUUAUUUAGUGCAGGUGGAUAUUAUAAUGAGCAAGAAUAAAAAAUUGGAAAGUGGAUAGAAUUGAGGGAGGGCUUUUAGGAGAAUUCUUAAAUUACUUUCUAUGGUGAAUAUAAUAUGAAAGGUAUAAAGAUAGGGAGAUGGGAUUUCAUAUUUAAGAAGAAUUAGGAAUAUAAAUUAAUGUAAAAAUUAUUAAAAUAAGGUAANUUUUGAGAUGUGAUACUAAGGGAAUUGA